Molecule: messenger RNA, 4708 nt
Organism: Impatiens glandulifera
Lineage: Eukaryota; Viridiplantae; Streptophyta; Magnoliopsida; Ericales; Balsaminaceae
Product: DNA repair protein UVH3
Exons: 15
Coding region: 75-4592 (1505 amino acids)
Biological process (GO): nucleotide-excision repair
Cellular component (GO): nucleus
Molecular function (GO): single-stranded DNA binding; DNA endonuclease activity
Source: RefSeq, a predicted model, not a curated record
CUUCGUUUGCUUGUAAACUCUGGCGUUUGCGUUCGCGGCAACAAUAACCGUCGUACAAACCUCGUGAAAAAGCCAUGGGUGUUCACGGUCUAUGGGAGCUUCUAGCUCCGGUCGGCCGUCGUGUUUCCGUCGAGACCUUAGCCGGAAAGAAACUCGCAAUUGAUGCUAGUAUUUGGAUGGUACAGUUCAUGAAGGCGAUGCGAGAUGAUAGAGGUGAAAUGGUGAGAAAUGCACAUUUACUCGGAUUCUUUCGCCGUAUCUGCAAACUUCUGUUCCUUCGAACCAAGCCUGUUUUCGUCUUCGACGGUGGAACACCUGCUCUCAAGAGAAGAACCGUCAUUGCACGUCGCCGUCAACGUGAGAAUGCUCAGGCUAAGAUUCGUAAAACUGCUGAGAAAUUACUUCUCAAUCAUUUAAAGGCAAUGAGAUUGAAAGAACUGGCUAAUGAACUUGAGAACCAAAGGAAAAUGAAUGAUAAUAAAGGUAAGAAGAUCUUAACUAGUCAAGUAAACACUUCAGAUGAUAAUGAGGGGAGAAAACAUAAUAAGAAACAGGAGGCCCUUGAUGAAAUGUUGGCAGCUUCCCUUGCUGCGGAGGAAGAUGGGGGCUUUCCUACUAACCCAUCGACCUCUGGAGGAGAUUUUUCCGUUGAAGAAGAAGAAGAAGACGAAGAUGAAGAGAUGAUAGUUCCAACAAUAAAUGGAGAUGUUGAUCCUGCAAUAUUAGCUGCUUUACCUCCAUCAAUGCAACUUGAUCUCCUCGUCCAGAUGAGGGAAAGGUUGAUGGCAGAGAAUAGACAAAAGUAUCAGAAAGUCAAGCAGGCUCCUGCAAAAUUUUCAGAAUUACAAAUUCAAUCCUAUCUUAAAACUGUGGCAUUUCGACGUGAGAUUCAUGAAGUGCAAAAAUCAGCUUCUGGAAAGGUUCUAGGUGAUGGUGUCCAGACUUCCCGAAUAGCAUCUGAAGCAAAUAGAGAAUUCAUUUUCUCUUCUUCUUUCACCGGUGAUAAACAAGCUCUUGUAUCUGCUGGAAUUGAGAGAAGCAACAAUGAACUACCUCGUAUUCCAACAGAACCUCCAGUUUCAAAGUCUGUGUCCAGUGUGGCUUCUACAAGUAUGUCUGGUGCUACAAAUGGAGCAACGAUGAAUAAUUCUAGUACAGAAUUUAAUAAAGAUGUGGAGACAUAUGUUGAUGAGAGGGGGAGGACUCGAUUCAGUAGAGUGAGAGCCAUGGGAAUACGCAUGACAAGAGAUUUACAAAGAAAUCUUGACCUUAUGAAAGAGAUUGAGCAGGAUAGAAAUUGCACAGAUACGAUUGCAACCAGUAACAAACUGGGAAACAUUAUCGAUUUGGAUAACCCUGAGCUUAAUGAAACAUCAGAUAAUGCUAGUAACAGACCUCCUAGCUUUGGCGAGAAAAAUUAUCCUUUCAUUUUUAAGAAUGAAAAAUCGAUUGAGAUAUCAUUUGAGGAUGAUGGGGAAAGCAAGACUCUGAAUGAUGAUGAUGAUGAUCUGUUUGCUCAGCUUGUGGCAGGAGGAGAUCAUGCAGUCAAUAAAUCUACUGAAAUUAAUCCCGAAAAGAACUCUUAUGAUCCUGAUUCAGAUUUUGACUGGGAGGAAGGACCGGUUGCAGUAAAAAACGAUUUUUUAGGUCAUGAUCAACAAUCUUUUGAAAAGUGUGACACUGGUGAUGUAGAAUGGGAGGAGGGAAAUUCUGCUGUUCCAAAUUCUAUUUCUUUACACCCAUCUGCAUUAGGAGAAACCUCAAAAGGUACUUUGGAAGAAGAAGCUGAUAUCGAGGAAGCUAUAAGAAGAAGCCUUCAGGAGUUGAAAUGUCAGAAAUCUGCUGAUUCAGAAUUUUCUAAACUUGAAGAAGAUGGAGAAAUGGGUAACAAAGUUGUUUCCCUUGAAUCAAGUCCUGUAAGAGGUGAUAGGACCAAAUCAAAUAGUCCAUUAGAAGAUGUCCACACUCCAAAAAAAUCGCCCGAUUGUCUUUUGAUUGGAAUUGGUAGAAUUGAUAACCAGCAUGCCAUAAAUAAUCUGAAUGAUAAUGCUGCUGAUUUGUCUGUGAGGAGCUCCAAUGGCUGCGAUGAGGUCCAGAAUUUGAAUGUGCCAUUUUCACAUAAAGAACCGAAAGAAAUGAUGAAAGAGAAGAUAGUACCAUCGAAUGGAGAGAAGAUUGUAAUUUCUUCCACUCUUCAUGCCAUAAAUAAUCUGAAUGAUAAUGCUGAUGAUUUGUCUGUGAGGAGCUCCAAUGGCUGCGAUGAGGUCCAGCAUUUGAAUGUGUCAUUUUCACUUAAAGAACCGAAAGAAAUGAUGAAAGAGAAUACAGUACCGUCGAGUGGAGAGAAGAUAGUAAUUUCUUCCAAUAUUCAGGGUCAGAUGCAUGCCAAAGUAAAUAGUUCUAAUAUGCUAGGUCCUGAAAAUACUAAUCCAAUAUCUGGUGAUAUGUCUGAUUCUAUUCUGGAUGGUGCUUCAAAACUUGACUUUGAGGUUACUGCCCAUUCUUCUUUUAGCAAGACAGCAGAAAGGGAAGAGCCCCCAAUUCAAAACUCAAGUGAUCUUGACAGUUUGUGGGAACAGCCUAUUGAUACAGAUGCAAUGAAUUCAAUUGAAACUGCCGAAGCAUUGAAAGAAGAAAUACAAAAUUUAGAUCAAGAACGCGCAGAUCUCGGAAAUGAGCAAAGAAGACUCGAGCGUAAUGCAGAAUCAGUUAGCUCUGAAAUGUUCGCUGAAUGUCAGGAGCUGCUUCAAAUGUUUGGCUUACCAUACAUUAUUGCACCCAUGGAAGCUGAAGCUCAGUGUGCAUUUUUGGAACUUGCAAACCUUGUUGAUGGAGUUGUUACAGAUGACUCGGAUGCAUUCUUAUUCGGAGCAAGCCAUGUAUACAAGAAUAUAUUUGACGAACGCAAAUAUGUUGAAACAUACUUCAUGGAAGACAUUGAUAGCGAACUUGGUUUAAGCAGAGAGAAACUAAUCCGCAUAGCUCUUCUUCUUGGGAGUGACUAUACUGAAGGUGUAAGCGGCAUUGGAAUUGUUAAUGCCAUCGAAGUUAUAAAUGCAUUUCCUGAAGACGAUGGGUUCUCCAAGUUUCGUGAAUGGAUUGAAUCACCUGAUCCAGCCAUUCUGGGAAAGCUUGAUGUGAAAACAGGCUCUGUUACUCCAAGAAAGGGUUCAAACAGUGGGACCAAGAAUACCGAUGUGAAAACAGGAUCUGUUACUCCAAGAAAGGGUUCAAACAGUGGGACCAAGAAUACCGAUGACAUACAAAGCGUAAAGCAAAUAUUUAUGGACAAACAUAGAAAUGUGAGCAAGAACUGGCAUAUUCCCUCGACUUUUCCCAGUGAAGCUGUAAUAGCUGCGUAUGCUUAUCCACAAGUGGACAAGUCAACCGAGUCUUUCUCUUGGAGAAAGCCAGACCUCUCUAUUCUUCGCAAACUUUGUUCAGAAAAGUUUGGAUGGAAUUAUCAGAAGGCUGACGAGUUGUUACUACCUGUAUUCAAAGAGUACAACAAACACGAGACUCAACUGCGAAUGGAAGCAUUUUAUAGUUUUAACGAAAAAUUUGCAAAAAUUCGUAGUAAGAGAAUUAAAAACGCUGUCAAAGGAAUCGUCGGUAAGCCAGUUCAACAUUCUGAGAAAGGAAAGAAACGGAAGGCUAAACAAAGCGAAACUAUGGAAGAUGGAUCAACUGCCGAGCAGCAGCACUCCAAAGAAACUAUUCCUGCAGUUUCCUCUCUAGAAGAAGCAAGAAACUGUGAACCUAUGUCUAAAACAGAAGGUAAAAACAGACCCAAUAAGAGACAAAAUGUGGCUAAGAAGAGGAGGAAGAAGAAAGACUUGUCAUCAGAAAGCAAUCCAGAUGAUCGAUAUGAUAAUGAAUCGCAAAGUGGAGCAGUAGCAGCACCGUUCGAAUUAAGGAAGUCAACUCGAACACGAAAGGCUGUGAGUUAUAAUCCAGAUAUUAUGGAAAUUGAUGAUGAACUGAGUAAAGCAGAUGAAGUCUGUGAAGGAUCUAAAGCUAAAGAAGAUGAUGAUCAACUUGGCCAGAUGGCAGAACCCUCAGAUUACCUCAAAAUGGGAGGUGGGUUUUGCUCGGACAAAGAAGAAGAUGAAGUAAACAAGGUUCGUAAAGAAGACGCUGAUCUGUUUGAAGCGGAUUACCUCAAAAUGGGAGGUGGGUUUUGCUCAGACAAAGAAGAAGAUGAAGUAAACAAGGUUCCUAAAGAAGAUGAUGAUCUGUUUGAAGCAGAGCUAGGUCAAUCCUCGGAUUACCUCAAAAUGGGAGGUGGGUUUUGCUCGGACAAAGAAGAAGAUGAAGUAAACAAGGUUCCUAAAGAAGAUGAUCUGUUUGAAACAGAGCUAGGUCAAUCCUCAGAUUACCUCGGAAUGGGAGGCGGGUUUUGCUUGGACAAAGAAGAAGAUGAAGUCAGCAAGGUUCCUCCUGUUCAACCAGAAACUGAAUCAAUCUCAAAUCAGAUUGAAGAUGCUGCAUUGUCUGGUAAUAAGGAUUUGGAAGAAGAUUAUGACCAACAAGAAGUAAGACUCUCGCUAAGAGCCAUGCCCAAUUUGAGGAGAAAGCGAAGAAAAACUUGAACCUGACCUAAUAAAUUUAUGUAUUUCAUGUUAUGUAAGAUGACUAAAAGACUAAAUUAAAUUAAUGUAUAAGAAGAAGCAGUUUAAAUCAGCAAUGAAAGCAAAGUUCUUUAUAA